Molecule: messenger RNA, 1852 nt
Organism: Serpula lacrymans var. lacrymans S7.9
Lineage: Eukaryota; Fungi; Basidiomycota; Agaricomycetes; Boletales; Serpulaceae
Exons: 5
Coding region: 89-1612 (507 amino acids)
Source: RefSeq, a predicted model, not a curated record
AGAUAACUUGUAUGAAUAUAUAACUGCAAGCAGCAGGCUGCAGGUGUCCUGACUGUUCUUUCUUUCUCCCCACAUCCUGGCGUCCGGAAUGCCUUCCAGUCAUCGCUCCUCAGAGAGCAUCAGUUCGCCCUCGUCGCCCUCGUCACCCCAUUCUCCAUCCGCUUAUUCGGGUCUUGUUAACGCCUCUUCCUCUGCCUUGGUUCUACUGCCAGACUCAGAAGACACCAGCCAAGACUCAGAUCCAUAUGGCUUAUUCAGCGAAGAGGAGACUGAGGAGGAACAGGACCAACAGCCCGAGAUCCGUAGAUUGGCAAUACCACCCCUUGCACCGUCUGCCAUAUUUGUAUAUCUUUUAUCGCCCUACCUCAGGCUUGGUGCAAUGUACAUUACAAGCGGAAAUAUCCCGCUAAAAUACGCACUUGCUUGUCUUGUAUCCUUCGCCUUACUCUCGCUCUUUUGUCGUCGUAUCUGGUAUCUCCUUGGUCGCUACAUUCGAAAGUCAACCAUCGAAGACAUCCUCGCCGAGGUUUUCGCAAGGGGCAGACGUAAGAGAUACAGAAGAGAGAUCAUACGCAAUGUCACAACCUCUGUAGCCGGAUUGUUAAGAGUUCUGCUGGCAACAAUGUACCUUCGUGAAUCUAUGGAUGCAGUCCUUCCUUUACUUCCUGAAUGGUCGUCACUGGGCUCACAGGUCGCCAUUACCGUUGCAUCGGGCUUGAUAGUCUUUACAGUGUCCCUAUCCAAAUCUCUGGCCGCCAAACCUGUCAUAUUCUCAACAUGGCUUUCUGUAAUCUCUUACAUGUUUUGGCUAGUCUCUGUAGCCUAUGCACAUGCUAAAGGUACACUUCGUCCUAACCCAAGUUGGUUGCAAAGAGGCACUCUCUGGAAUUGUAUUACCAACUUUGCAUUUACGUUUACUACAACUAGUACGGUCCCUUUGUAUGCUUCCCUCAAGGCAGGACCAGCGACCUUUGCUUCCAGGACAGAAAGAUCACGAUCAUUUACUGUACUUAGCAUAUCAUCCGCGCUUCUCGCCGUUCUCCUCCUUCUGCCGCUGACCUUUUUCUCAGCCGUCCAGAACAUGCCAGAAGUGAAUCAUACUAUGUUCGACGCCCUGAUUUCUAUCCUAGAGGCCACCACUCUUUUAUCUUCAAUUCCUUCCAUCAUCGUUAUGAUACCUUCUAUCCCCAUUUCAAUGACGAUAAGGAGGAUUACUCAAGUACCUUUGAGUAAAAUGUUCAUCUGUCUUGUCAUUCUGUCUCUGAGUCUGAUACCCGUCGCUAUCGCGGGUCCUAUGAGCGACAUCACCCUAUUUUUGUCUCUGGCAGGGACCUAUUUGCUACCAGCCGUGAUACACAUCAUCACGCACUUCUUCAGACGCCCCAUUUCCAUCGUUGUUCCACCAACGCAGGCUUCAGAACCAAAUACGCCGCGUACCCCUCAAGUGCCACGUCCCCCUCCUGACCUUCUUUUGCAGCGUAAGGAGCUUGCCAUGCAAAGACGAAGACUUGGAAAGAGGAUCAUUUGGGAUGUGGGGAUUUGGCUUUUGCUUAUCCCCGUAAGCACUUGUGGUUUGAUAUGGAUGGUCGGACGGGUGGCGCGGCAGUGGUAGGUCAUGCGCGAAGGAGAGAAGCUGCAGCGGCAGCGCCUGCUGGUAAGGUGCGGGGCUUUCCGUCAAGAAAAUUUAUGUAGCACAUGCCAAUAACGUGACGUGCUCGGAGAAUCUAUCAACAACUGCGCUCUGGCAGCCCAUCUUCACUGGUUAUCCCCAUUGUCAAUACCAUCACCUGUCGCACUGUUAUCUCUGUUGUACCUCUACCUAAGAUCUUGUGAAUUAUUACAUACUUGUGAC